AUGGACGCGGUAAUCAGUGCCACCGUUCAAGUGACAGUGGAGAAGUUGCUUGCAUCCGCCACUUCAGAGUUGAGUCUGGUGUGGAGUUUCAAGAAAGACUUGAGAAAGUUAGGCAGAUCUUUGAAAAUGAUGGAUCUUGUCUUACAAGAUGCUGAGAAACGAGAAGUUACCAAUGAGGCUGUCAAACUCUGGCUCAAGAACCUUCGAGAUGUUACUUACGAUGCUGAUCAUGUCUUGGAUGAGAUCAACUAUGAAAAUAUGCGUCAUAUGGUGAAGAUCCAAAACCAUACUAAGAUAAGGGGGUGCAUAAACUUCUUUUCCUUUACUCCUCCUCUGACAUUCCGAUGGAGAAUGGCUCGCAGGAUCAAGGACAUCAACGUCGACUUGAAAAUGAUCGAAGAUGAAGCUAAUACCUAUGGCCUCCAGAGAGUUGCUGACUUUGCUGUGUCUUUGCCUCCGGCCACGGAAACUGACAGCAAAACUAUCGAUCCAAUUGUCAUUGGGAGACAAAAUGAUGAAUCAAAAAUUGUGCAGCAGAUAACCAAAACAAAUGACGCAGUUAUUUCAGUCAUUCCCAUAGUUGGAAUGGGAGGACUAGGCAAAACCACUUUAGCUCGAUCGGUCUUCAAUCAUCCGAGCACACAGAGUCAUUUUGAUGAAAGGAUUUGGGUAUGCAUCUCAAAAAAUUUUGAUGCGACGACAAUUUUUAAAAGGAUUCUGGAAUGCUUGGGAGACACUUCUGUUGUAGACAACAGGGAAGCCAUAGUGAAAAAUCUUGGAAAGAAAUUGGAAGGCAAAAAAUACUUACUUGUUCUUGACGAUAUUUGGAAUGAAAAUAGACAGUUUUGGGAUGAUUUUAAAAAUACUCUGGCUGGGGCAUCAAUUGUGAAAACUUACAGAGAUCCAUACAGCUUGGAAUUAUUAAAAGAUGAUCAAUGCUGGUCAAUAAUCAAAGCUAGGGCCUUUGGAGAUGCAGAAGUACCAGAACGAUUUGAGAAAGUUGGAUAUGAGAUUGCUUGCAAAUGUGGAGGUCUACCAUUAGCAGCAAACAUGGUCGGCGGAACUUUGCAAGGAAAGGAAGUAGCUGAGUGGAUUUCAGUUCUAGAGAUCGGGCUUUCAAAUCUUGAAGCAAAUCAGAACAUUGUGUUCCAAGUCUUAAAGUUAAGCUUUGAUCGUUUAUCUUCUCCAUUACUUAAAAAAUGUUUUGCCUAUUGUUCAAUAUUUCCUGAGGAUUCAGAAAUAGAGAGAGAAGAUUUAAUCCAACUCUGGAUGGCGGAAGGAUUUCUUCCGGAUAAUGGAGAAAAUAAUAUGGAGACUUUAGGCAAUGAAUGUUUUAACAUUCUGUUGCAAAAUUCCUUCCUGCAAGAGGCCGAAAAGGAUAAGUAUGGAAAUAUCACAUACUGCAAGAUGCAUGAUCUUGUGCGUGAGCUUGCACGCUCAGUUUCAAAUUCAGAAAGCUUUAAUGCCGAGGAUCACUCUACUGAUGUCAUCCCUAAAGUUAGAUACCUUGAAAUGAAAUUGCUUAAAAAUGAAACACAAGCGAUUACAAAAGAGAAAGCAAGUUAUCUGCGCACAUUUUUCUUGCGAAGGAGCAGCUUACCUGACAAAAUUUUGCCAUGGUUCAAGCACCUGCACAUUCUAAAGUUAUAUGGUGCAGGUAUUAAAGUUCUUCCUUCCGCAAUUGGAAAGUUGAUACAUUUGAGAUAUCUUGAUGCAUCUGAAAAUUAUAAAAUGGAAACUUUACCAGAUUCGAUUUGCAAGCUCUACAAUUUACAAACAUUAAGGAUUUUGAAAUGCCGGAACCUUCAUCUGCUUCCAGAAAGGCUAUCUGACUUGAGUAAUUUGAGACAUCUCUACUUUUAUUCUAUUAAUAGAGAUCUCCAGAUGCCGCCUGAAAUCAGAAAGUUGUCUGAUCUUCAAACAUUAAUGUAUUUUAGAGUUGGUGGCAAGGAAGGCAGACAAAUCAAAGAGCUAGGAUCUUUGAAGAAUCUGUAG
Olea europaea var. sylvestris is the source of this 1995-nucleotide messenger RNA. Its product is annotated as putative disease resistance protein RGA3. Gene Ontology annotation, molecular function: ADP binding. The record is from RefSeq and is a predicted model, not a curated record. Gene Ontology annotation, biological process: defense response to other organism. Bases 1 to 1995 code for a protein of 664 amino acids. The transcript is spliced from 2 exons. Lineage: Eukaryota; Viridiplantae; Streptophyta; Magnoliopsida; Lamiales; Oleaceae.